Messenger RNA from Megalops cyprinoides (Indo-Pacific tarpon), 2598 nucleotides. It is a transcript of the gene prodhb, whose product is annotated as proline dehydrogenase (oxidase) 1b. Gene Ontology annotation, molecular function: FAD binding; proline dehydrogenase activity. The record is from RefSeq and is a predicted model, not a curated record. Gene Ontology annotation, cellular component: mitochondrion. The transcript has 14 exons. NCBI's taxonomy places the organism in Eukaryota, Metazoa, Chordata, Actinopteri, Elopiformes, Megalopidae. The coding region runs from base 105 to 1976 and encodes 623 amino acids.
CAUCCCUAACUAGAGGGAUGUAGUUUAUCCUCCAGUAACAAACUCGAAUUAGCCCUGCGUACUUUGCGCAUCUUUAAGCGAUUAGACCCAAAGACUUAAAACAAAUGUCGUACACUAAAAUUGCGCCAGCCUUUAUAAAGGCAGGGUCGGACAUCAACGUUAGGAGGCUUACUGCGUUCUCCGGCCGGAGACUGCGGUCAACUGUCGCUUCAAGGCAGCGGAAGGAUGAACAGAACGACUCCACCUGUACGGUGGUGAAAAAGGAGACAGCGCAAUUGGACCUCAUCAGCCAAGAUAAAAAUGCAGCUGCUCCCCAUACCAGCAAGAUUAAUAUUGAUUUUGAAAAUACCAAGGAAGCCUACAAGAGCAAAAGCAGCCUCGAGCUGCUCAGAAGUUUGCUGGUUUUCAAACUGUGCACCUAUGACUUCCUGGUUGAAAAGAACAAGGAGUUGAUGGACCUUAGCAGGAAGCUCCUUGGCCAGAAAGCCUUUGACCAGAUGAUGAAGAUGACAUUCUAUGGGCAAUUUGUAGCAGGGGAGGACCACCAGUCCAUCAAGCCACUGAUCCAGAGAAACCGAUCCUUCGGGGUGGGAUCCGUGCUAGACUACAGCGUGGAGGAGGACCUAACUCAAGAGGAGGCUGAGAAAAAAGAGAUGGAGUCGUGUGUAUCCGAGGCAGAAAAAGAAAGCCCUGGCACAGACCACCGUGAGGAAAAGUAUAAGGCCCACAGACGGUUCGGGGAUCGGCGUGGGGGUGUGAUUAGUGCUCGCACUUACUUCUAUGCCGAUGAAGCCAAAUGUGACCACCACAUGCAGACUUUCCUCGACUGCAUCAAAGCUUCGGGGGGAAGUUCCGAAGAUGGUUUCUCUGCCAUUAAGAUGACGGCUUUGGGACGGCCUCAGUUCUUGCUCCAGUUCUCAGAGGUGCUGGUAAAGUGGAGGCGUUUCUUCAACUUCCUGGCUGCACAGCAGGGAAAGGCUGGUAUGGAGGCACUGGAGCAGAAGCUGGAGCUACAGCAGCUGCAGGAGUGUUUGACUAGACUGGGUGCUAAAGAGGACAUUCAGAGUUGGUUUACAGGAGAAAAUCUGGGAUCCUCAGGAACCAUUGACCUGUUGGACUGGAACAGCCUGAUAGAUGAACGGACAAAGAUAUCAAACCUGCUUGUUGUUCCAAACCUUGAGACUGGACAGCUGGAACCACUGCUGAGCAGGUUCUCAGAAGAAGAGGAGAAGCAGAUGAAGAGAAUGCUGCAAAGAGUGGAUAUCCUAGCCAAGCAUGCCAUGGAGAAUGGUGUAAGGCUGAUGGUGGAUGCAGAGCAGACCUACUUCCAACCAGCUAUCAGCAGACUAACUCUAGAGAUGCAGAGGAUCUUCAACAGGGAGAAGCCCAUCAUCUUCAACACGUACCAGUGCUACCUCAAGGAGGCCUAUGAUAAUGUGUCCUUGGAUGUGGAGCUGUCCCGACGUGAGGGCUGGUACUUCGGGGCUAAACUGGUGCGCGGAGCCUACAUGUACCAGGAGAGGGCUAGGGCUGAGGAGAUUGGCUACGAAGACCCCAUCAACCCCGACUACGAGGCCACCAAUAGGAUGUACCACAAGUGUUUGGACUAUGUGUUAGAGGAGAUCAGGAACAAUAGAAAGGCCAACGUCAUGGUGGCGUCACACAAUGAAAACACUGUGAAGUUUACCAUACAGAGAAUGAAUGAGAUGGGCCUCUCGCCCACGGAGAAGAAGGUCUACUUCGGCCAGCUCCUGGGGAUGUGUGACCAGAUCAGCUUCCCACUUGGCCAGGCAGGCUUUCCUGUGUACAAGUAUGUACCUUAUGGACCUGUGAAUGAGGUGAUCCCUUACCUAUCCCGCCGUGCCCAGGAGAACCGGGGCUUCAUGAAGGGCUCCCAGAGAGAACGGCUGCUGCUGUGGGAGGAGCUGAAGCGCAGAGCGGUCAGUGGAGAGCUUCUCUAUAGGCCAGCCCUCUAAGAUGCCCGCCCCAGGGGCGGAGUGGCAUCUCUAAUCAUUCCUGACUGUGUCAAGGCUUCAGUUGCACAGACAGCCACUGUCUCUUUAUAGAAGGGGUUACUUUCUAUUGCUGAAAGAGCUCCUGAAAAUGUCAGGCAGCAGAGUUGUACUGUUCUCUUUUACUGUACUAUUUAUCUUCAAACUAGGGCCACGCUAAUAAAAGCUGACAUGAUUUAAAUAGCUGUAAAGGCCAGCAUCAAUAUCGCUCUCUGCUCAAAAUGCCGUGGGUAUUAGGAUAGAAUGGCCAGUUUUUAUCUUGUUUUAUUUCAAAUAUGACAUUUAUUCUGAGAAGUUUGUCUUCACAGUGACUUAAAGUUCAUGAAAAGAUUGACAGUGUAUGGCAGGAAAAGGGUAGCAGUAUAUAUCUGUUGAAAAGAUUUGUGUGUUUGAAUGAACUAUCUUCAUACAUGCAUAGUGCCUUGUUCGUAAAUUCACACAUCUAUGAAUUUUUAAUAAUGUAACAAGGAGUUGAUUAAUCCAUGCCUACAGUGAUUGAACUGAAUCUCAAAAGAAUGUCAUUCUUGAGUAUUUACCUCCUCAGUGUUUACAAUGUAUUCCUAGCCUCAGUCAAACUGAUAAGAGA